Molecule: messenger RNA, 1369 nt
Organism: Syngnathoides biaculeatus (alligator pipefish)
Lineage: Eukaryota; Metazoa; Chordata; Actinopteri; Syngnathiformes; Syngnathidae
Gene: leng1
Product: leukocyte receptor cluster (LRC) member 1
Exons: 5
Coding region: 134-985 (283 amino acids)
Source: RefSeq, a predicted model, not a curated record
UCAAUCUAUUUCAUCUUAUUUAAACGGGUACUACAGUAUAUCGUGUCCGUGGGUGUUUAGUAGUUGCUCAAUUCUGAGAACGAGUUAAUAUCGAAUAGCAUGAAGAAGCUAGCUUGAGCCUCCUGGGUUAACCAUGAACAUUCUCCCCAAGAAGAGCUGGCACGUCCGCAACAAGGACAACGUCGCCCGGGUGAGGAGAGAUGAAGCUCAGGCAGCCGAGGAGGAGCGAGAGGCCAAGCGGAGAGUGGAGCGCGCAGAGCAAGAGGCACGGACCGAGUUUCUGCGACGGAAAGCCCGAGCCGCUGUCCAGUCGGAAGGAGGAGGAAACCUCGAGGUUAACAAUGAUGAUCAAACUGGAGCCUCGGAACAUCUCAACCUCUUUCCCGUUGAGGAGUCUGUGGAGAAGAAGGACAAUGAGGAGUAUCUCAAGGAAAAGAAAGAGGAGAAGGAGAAACAGGAGCGUGCCAUCGGCUUGCUGGUUUCACUGGGGCCGCAGCCGGGGACCGAGGUCACGCCGUGGUACAUGAAAACGGGCCAGGAGAAGGAAGAGGAGAGGAAGGAGAAGGAGAAGAGGAGCGAGGCGAGGGGUGACAAAAGGAAGGAGUUGAGCGAGGAGGAGCGGGAGAAGAAGGACCGUCGGCUGAAGGACAGUUUGGACCCGUUGAAGGAGAUGAAGAAAGCUUUGGGCGGGGCCGGCACCGAGAUGCACAAGAGCAAGAAGAGAGAGAAGAGAGACAAAGUGGAAAAGAGGAGCACUGGGGGAAGCUCCAUCGAGAGACUUCGAGCGGAGCGUCUGCAGCGCGAGGCGGAGGAGCGGCGGCGGGCCCUGGCGCUGCUGGCCCAGCGAAACGGCAAGGACAAGGAGUCGGGCGGGGAGCUGAACGAGCGCGAGCGGCCCUACAACAGCGCCUACUUCCCGGAGUUGGCCCGCAAGCGGCAACGACGCGACAGGGACAGCUGGAGGGACGAGAUUUUAAAAUUGUGAACUGUUGGCUUUGACCCAGAACAAAGACGAGAGGGAAUCAACGCGACGUAUUUACGUAUUCUGUAAAUAUUUUGUUUAGGACUGAGAAGUGUCAGAAUCUUUUGAAAAUUGAACUUCAUUUCAGGAGGCAAGGUACCACUGUAUGUUGUUCAACUUAUUUAUGUAAUAUUGCAGUGCAGUUGUACACCAGUGCUAAACUACGACCUAUAAUCACAAAUAUACCGUACUGUUUAAGUAAUACCUCUCAAAAGUUGGCAUUAAUAACUUUGUAAAGGUAGUGCUGUGAGUGUUUCUUUCUCUGGACUUAAAGGGGAAAUCCACUGGUUUUCAUGAACAGUGUAUCCAAGGUCAUGUAAUAUGUACUGUAUCUUGAAAAUGUGAUGU